AUGGACUCGUACGGAGUCCGGAGGUCGGACACCACCAAAGGGCCGCCUCUGCGCAUCCUGUCGCUCGACGGAGGAGGCGUGCGCGGCUACUCCAUGCUCAUCAUCAUCCAGGAACUCAUGCACCGCACGUUCGUCGAGAUCGAAGGCCGCGCGCCCCGCCGACACGAAAUCCCGAAGCCAUGCGACCACUUCGACCUCAUCGUCGGCACCGGCACCGGCGGGCUGAUCGCCAUCAUGCUCGGCCGGCUGCGGCUGGACUUGGAGACGUGCAAGGAGCUGUACGUUCGCUUGACGAAAAUGGUGUUUGAGACGGACAAGACGAUCGCCGGCAUCCCGUAUCGAUCCACAUUGUUUAAGGCCAGCAAGUUGGAAGAGGCGAUCAAGCAGGGAGUCUGGGAGCAUACCGUCAACGACAAGGAAGGCAACGACAGCGAGGCCGAAGUCGUGAAUCCGCUCAACUCUCGCCGCUCAGGGUCGGGAUCCCCGAGGCGACAUUCCAGCAACGCCAGCACUAUCAGUUUCAGUGCGCGUCAUACGGCCGGGCAAGUCUCAUCUCGGCCAGCCCCGAUGCGAUACGGCAACGGGAACGCAAGGUUAUACGAUGCAAGGGAAAACAGGUGCAAGACCGCCGUGACGGCAAUGUAUAAAGGUUCAGCACGAGGGACACCGCCCGUGCUGCUACGCUCCUACGACUCGCGCAAGGAGCCGCCGCCCGAGUUCGACUGCAAGAUCUGGCAGGCCGGACGGGCGACUUGCUCCAUCGGCCUCGCCUUCAAGCCCGUGCAAAUUGGCCAGUCAUUAUUCCACGACGACGGUGCCGGCACCUUCAACCCCGCCCCAGAGGCCCUAGACGAGGCCGUCCUCAACGAAUGGCCAGGACGCGAUGUCGGGGUGUUUGUCAGCGUCGGGACAGGAAAGCGGCCCCGGGGAAGCGAUGCGAACCAACAGGUGUGGUAUGAGGGCUUCUUGGGCGAAUUUGCGGAGGCACGGAGAAAGAUGAUUGCCAAGAUUGAAGGCUGCGAGAAGAUUCACGAGUACAUGAUCCGAGAGCAUCUGGCGAAGCGUGGAGUAAAUGUGGAAAACUACUUCCGGCUCAACGUCGAGGUGGGAGUCGGAGAGUUUGGAAUGAACGAAUGGAACCGGCUCAGCGACAUCAGUACCGGUACUCGACGAUACAUGUCACGGAUGGAAGAGCAGAAGAUGAUCCACGGCAUCUCCACCAGGCUGGCCAAGAUUCACAAGGCGAAGGUGCGGUGGGAACGGAAGAUUGCCAAUGUGCCCCAGCUGGUUCAGUCGACGUCGGAGAACAACUUUGAGCAUACUUUUGCGGUUGAGCUACCCGGCGACUCUCCCGUGGGGCCGCUUUCGCACAGCCCGCAAAGCCCGCCCAGUCGGUCGUCGUUCGACUCUGCGCCGGACAGUCUGCAUCUGCAGGCAAACACCUUGUCCUCGCCCCGAGCCUCCGGCGACCUAAGUCGGCCAGGCACCGGCCAUUCGCGGUUCGGAAAAAUCAGUCCAUAUGAUGAGAAGGAGGCCGUGGUCGACUUGACAUCGCCGAGCCAGUACAAGAUGCAGUAUUCCGACGACCCGAUCGCUAUCACGAGCCCUGACGAGGAGCCAAGGUAUCAGCUGCCUCUGGUGCCUCCGCCCCUGGUGCCUUCCCCCCUCAGGCAAUCCACUCGACCGGAGCCGCCGCCUCUGCCUCCCAAGACGCCCCUGGCCGAAUACGGCCAUCGGCCUCGAGACUCGGAGACGUCUAUCCCGCCAUACCCUAUUGACGACGAAGAAUGCCCGCCUCCGGUCAAUAUGGCACGGAAGCCGGAUUACCUGCAGUAUUAG
Messenger RNA from Trichoderma citrinoviride, 1839 nucleotides. Its product is annotated as FabD/lysophospholipase-like protein. Gene Ontology annotation, biological process: arachidonate metabolic process. The coding region runs from base 1 to 1839 and encodes 612 amino acids. The record is from RefSeq and is a predicted model, not a curated record. The transcript has 3 exons. Gene Ontology annotation, cellular component: membrane. NCBI's taxonomy places the organism in Eukaryota, Fungi, Ascomycota, Sordariomycetes, Hypocreales, Hypocreaceae.